Striga asiatica is the source of this 930-nucleotide messenger RNA. The record is from the annotation of a GenBank genome assembly. NCBI's taxonomy places the organism in Eukaryota, Viridiplantae, Streptophyta, Magnoliopsida, Lamiales, Orobanchaceae.
AUGAGUCGAGACAAGUAUGCGGGAUACAAGGGAGUCGUGGCACGCUGGCCGAAUUUAGAAGGCAGGGCCCGACUUUAUCUCCGGCCGAGCAUGAAGAAAUUCGAGUCGGCACACACGACGCUUGAGAUCUGUUCGUGGACUCGGUUUCAGCCGGGUUUUUUGAACAGGCAAAUCGUCACGCUUUUGUCGGCUUUGGAAGUUAAGGACAACGUGUUCUGGGAAAUGCAGGAGAAAAUGGUCUCGGGGCUUGAUAGAAUACUCGAGGACACGGAUACGGCUUACGAUGUUCUCAGUGGUUCGUGUUCCGAUCAGGGGAAUACGGCUGCUAUAAUGCUAAGCGCCGGAUUCCGGCCACAAACCGAGCCUCACCUUCGGGGGAUGCUGACGAGCAUUCGUACAGCUCAGCUCGGGGACCUGAGGGAGAAAGCGAGAAUAUUUGUUCCUUCCGGAAGGUGGCUGAUGGGGUGUCUGGACGAGAGUCGGGUACUCGAACACGGGCAGUGUUUUGUCCAGGUGUCGACACCUUGUUUGGAGAAUUGUUUUGUGGGCCAUGGGCCGGAGUUCUCGGGGUAUGAUAGGAAAAUGCAGGUGGUUAGAGGACUUGUGGCUAUAGCAAAGAAUCCUUGCCUUCACCCGGGGGAUGUGAGAAUUCUGGAGGCAGUCGAUGCGCCGGAGCUGCAUCAUUUAUACGACUGCCUUGUUUUUCCGCAGAAGGGUGAAAGGCCCCACCCGAAUGAAGCUUCGGGGAGUGAUUUGGACGGGGAUUUGUAUUUUGUGACGUGGGAUCAGAAUCUUAUUCCUCCGAGUAAAAGGAGCUGGACGCCUAUGGAGUAUGCUCCUGGCGAGGAAAAAAAACUGCCGCGUGACGUGAAGCAUUCGGUAAAAUCGUACGCCUUGUGUAUAUCUUUCUUGAAAAUGCUUGUAUGUUGA